Molecule: messenger RNA, 1101 nt
Organism: Aspergillus tanneri
Lineage: Eukaryota; Fungi; Ascomycota; Eurotiomycetes; Eurotiales; Aspergillaceae
Product: Nif3-like dinuclear metal center hexameric protein
Exons: 4
Coding region: 1-1101 (366 amino acids)
Cellular component (GO): mitochondrion; cytoplasm
Source: RefSeq, a predicted model, not a curated record
AUGGCUGUAUCUUUCUCCCCCACUUCCUCUCCGUUUACACGGGCUGUGGUGAGCUCCAUGCGGAAGCUCUACCCAGAGUCAUUGGCGGAGAAGAGCUUUGACAACACGGGCUUGCUUCUGGAAGCCCCCUACAAUCAUGGACGGAGACAGAAGAAUUCCGUUCUUCUCGCCAUUGACCUGACCAAGGCAGUGGCUGACGAAGCUAUCGCGCGCAAGGACUCGGUGGUAGUCGCCUAUCACCCGAUCAUCUUCCGCGGAUUAAAGUCCCUCACCCUGAACGAUUCCCAACAGCAGUCCCUCCUCCGACUGGCCCAAGCAGGCAUUAGCGUUUACUCGCCACACACCUCUGUGGAUGCUACUCCCGGAGGAAUGGCCGACUGGCUCUGCGACAUCGUCACGGGAGCAAUCACUCCAUCCACCGACUCAGCUGCUUCCAUUCCGAAGUCUUCAUCGUCAGCCACGUACUCCCAACCCACAUAUCCUCAACCUGGCACGGUCUCUCCUGUCUCCUCCCAGCCCCACGUCCGAACAACCAUCCAUCCUUCUCCGGCCCCAGUCCCCGAGGGUAUGGAGUCGGCCGGGAUGGGUCGACUAGUCACAUUUGAUACCCCGCAGUUUCUCACUUCCAUUGUGGAUCGGAUCGGAAAGGGAGUCGGUUACCCCGGCGGCAUUCCCAUUGCUAUCCCGCAGUUAGCCUCGGUGGAGACCAUGAAGAUUCGUACUGUGGGAGUCUGUCCCGGGUCUGGGUCGAGUGUCUUGUUGAAGGCUCCCGGCGGGAUUCCAGAUCUCCUGUUCACCGGUGAGCUAAGUCAUCAUGAAGCGUUGGCGGCCAUUGAGCAGGGAUCCGUGGUGGUAGCGCUUGCGCAUUCCAACACCGAGCGAGGCUAUCUGCAUGCGGUGAUGCGGGAGAAGCUGGCCGACGCCCUGAAAAAGGAGUGGGAGGUGGUCCGGUCGGAGGGGUUGAGGACUCUAGGAGAGACCCCGAACGAUAAUGAUGGUGUCGUGGAAGCGUUGGAGAUGGCAUACGGUGAUGCAGAAGUCUUCGUUGAUGUUAGCAAGCGGGAUCGUGAUCCGUAUGGGAUCAUGAUCAGACAGGCUUAA